Messenger RNA from Morchella sextelata, 438 nucleotides. RefSeq lists its product as uncharacterized. The transcript has a single exon. Lineage: Eukaryota; Fungi; Ascomycota; Pezizomycetes; Pezizales; Morchellaceae. The record is from RefSeq and is a predicted model, not a curated record. Bases 1 to 438 code for a protein of 145 amino acids.
AUGUUUUCCACAACCCAUAUGGCUACACGCCAAGUCCUAUCUUUGGGUUGCGGUGGUGCCACCAUAGUGACAGGUGCUGUUGAUACCGUUGUAAAUGAUCCCUUAGCACAGAAAGUUGCUGCAAAAACACUUGCACAAUUCCUUCCGCCCCACAUAAGAGAUUCUAUCCUCGAAAUCGCAAAGAUGGUAUACCAGGAGUUCUCUGGGGAGCUCAUGUUCGCCGAUAUCAAUAUUGCUCUGUCAGUGAUUUCCAUCAUGCGAGAGAUGAGCAAAAAGCCGGUAUACAAUACACGGAAUAUCUCUCGUGUUGAGGACAGUCCUAUUUCGAAGCGUUUCGAGCAUUACAUGAAGUAUGCCCACGCUGCCUACGGGACAAACACCCCCUUAAUCAAGACGGACGAAGAAUUCAUAGCAGACAAUGGGUAUUCCGCGGGAUAA